AUGAUUGUUGGACACAAGGUCAAGCAGGAAGCCAAAGAGGAGGUAGGAGAAGGUGAGUCCAUGUCGGAGGACUUCUCAAGUGCAACUGACAAGGAGCUCCAAAAGAUGAAGGAAGAGAUGCUGCAGGAUGCAGCUACCAUCGUUGGGCAGGAGGUCAAACAGGAGGUUGAAGAGGUUGUGACGAACACCGAUGCAGUAGAGCCAGCAAUCCCUCCCACUGCCAAGCGUCGCCGCCUGGCUCGAUGGGAAACACAAAGAAAGCAAGCAGCCCAGACUUUGAUUGAGGCUUUCGUCAAGAUGGACGAGGCUGAUGAGCUGCAAGUCUCGAAGAUCAGGAGGGAGCAAGGCGACGGCGAAGCAAGCAGCUUUGCUGAGGGAGUCGAAGGUUUGAUGUUUGCCGUGGAACAAGCACCAGAACAGGUGAAGCCAAUCGAAGACACGAUGAAGGAAGCCGCACCGGUGCCAAAUCAGAUUCCAUUGCCCCGAUUUGCGGAGGGUGUCAAGGCGCUUCAAGAUUCUGUCCCUCAAGCUCCUGAGACUCCCGCGACAUCAGCGAAACCCACGCUCUUCCGGAGGGACAACUCGGGGAAGCAGAGUGGGGUUUCAGCUGUGAAGUGGAACAAGGGCUGCUGGGCAUGGGAGGUCAAUUUCCCACUCUUUGACAAGAAGGGUAAGACGAGAGGCCGUACAAACCGGCAGUUCUCCCUCAGCAAGUUCAUGAAGGAGGGCGUCACCGAGACCGAAGCCGACGCGGCGGCGCUGGAGGCGGCCAAGGCCUUCCGAGCCGAGCUGGUGAAACAGGGCGUCCUCAAGGAGCCGAAGCCUGUGGACCCCAACUUCACCAGCGAGGUGCCGGGGGUGUGCUGGGCGAAAGCGAGAAAAAAGUGGCAAGUGCUGCUCAAUCCAAAAGGGAAGAAGCGGAUUCAUGGCGGCCGCUUCACCGACAAGGCCGCCGCCGAGUCCAAGGCCUUGGAACUCGCGAAGCUCCACGGCUUGGAGCGCAAGGUGACGGCCGUGGGUCGCUUCUCGGAGCUGCCGAUCUUCGAGGCGAAGGUGCCCUACCCCGGGGUGACAUGGGACCAGGCUAGGCAGCAGUGGCGUGCCCAGUGCCAAAUCAACGGAACAAAUCAGCAUUUUCGUGUGAAGCCGAAGGACCACAGCGAGGCCGAACUCGAAGCGUCUCACAAGAAGGCCGUGGUUUGGAGGAAGAAGCAGAAGAAGGAGCGGGUGAAGGCGGCGAAGCCAACGAGAAGUCAAAAAGAGAGUGGAUUCGAGCUAUGUCAAAUGUUGGGAAUCUCCACGGCACCGUCCAUCUCACCGGUGCAGAGCUUUUGGGCCCCGGCCGACAGGAUCGUCGAUGCCUGGAAGGCGGACGCCUUGUCCUUUGGUGACGAGUGGUUCCAGCGGGUGGUGCUCUCCCCGGUGCUGGGGCGCUUGGCGGCCACGUUGGGCGGCUGGUCCGGCGCGCGGGUGGCCGAAGACCAGGUGUGGAUCAAGCCGCCGGGCGCUGGCCCGCUGGUCUUCCACCGUGACUCGCCCUACUUCGACUUCGAGCCCGAUCACGUCAUCACGCGCCUUUGGCCGAUCACGCGGACGGGGACCCGCUUAGACCGACCGGAACUUGAAGGGCUGCAGCUGCGAAGCAGCAACGAGUCCUGGGCUGACAUGACUGAAGAGGUCCGGGUGUGUAGACACAAACGAUUGGACCAGCAACGGCGUCAAGCUAGUACUUUUUACUUAUCGACCACCUUGCGUUUAGCUUGCCAUUUGUUGGAAGAGUUCAAGGUAUUCUUCGAGGUCAAGCGAGAGAUCUGCCGGGAGAUAUGCCGGGCGCAGCCACUCUAUGACGCUUGGAAGGAGGCCGCCCGCUACAAGCCAGGACAGGGAGACGGACCAACCGAGGGGGUUGGCAUGGCGAGCUUCAUUGCGGAGGAUCCAGCAGGUUACUCCAACAUGAAACAGUGGUACAGCAUGAUGGAAAGUGACCUGGUCAUGUACCAGGAACAGCUGAAGGAGUAUGAGGAGAGGGAUGCAGCAGCUGAAACCACUGAGCAAGUUGGACAGCGGGAGCAGUAA
Molecule: messenger RNA, 2076 nt
Organism: Durusdinium trenchii
Lineage: Eukaryota; Dinophyceae; Suessiales; Symbiodiniaceae
Source: the annotation of a GenBank genome assembly